Pseudovirgaria hyperparasitica is the source of this 2502-nucleotide messenger RNA. RefSeq lists its product as uncharacterized. The transcript has 3 exons. The record is from RefSeq and is a predicted model, not a curated record. The coding region runs from base 417 to 2300 and encodes 627 amino acids. Lineage: Eukaryota; Fungi; Ascomycota; Dothideomycetes; Acrospermales; Acrospermaceae.
AAGCUCAACUCCAUAAAUGUUUUUUUUUAAAAUACUCGUUGGAUUAGAUGGUCGGAACACAUCACCUGUUAUGCCAACCAGUCUCAACACAUCUUCAACUACCCAGCUACGAUACCAUCACGUUCGCGCACAAGUAAGAGUCUUAACAGUAGUAGCAUCAUCACCCGAACGAAGAUGCAGAGCCGGUCAAAAUUUUCAUCUCCUAUUGAUCAGCAUUUUCCAUCCAGCGACCUCAAAGUGGCGGCUUAGCCAUCAUCGGCCGAGCGUUCUAGUCCCGCGCCAAUAGAUGGGUUGUUCCGUUAUCUCCUACUUAGUCUUCUUUUCGCCACCUUAAAUUCAUUCUCGAAUGCUGCCUUAGUUGUUGUGUAUCAAUUCUGCUACCUAGUUCCGGUGUGAAGAACCUAGGUAGUUGAGCGAUGCCGUUGGGUCCGGUUGAUAAUGGCUCCAAACAUAGAGCCCCUUCUACGACUCGCGAAAAUGCUUCUUUAACCCCUGCCGAAUCAACCUCGUAUUCAGAUGGCACUUCUACAAGCAGCUCAAGUUCCAAAGGGUCUAGGACAUAUGUCCAUAUUCAAAGCUCCAUGGAAAGUCGACCGGCUCCAGAAGUUAAGCCACUUGAUGGCGCCAGAGAACGGACACCUAUGGGCGCACGAGUCCAUCCUGUAUAUACGGCGCCAAAACCAGCAUUACGCUUUGUCAACAUCACAGACCCAAAGCAAACCAAGACAGACAGAUUCAAGACGGAUGUGCGCAGUCAGGCUAUGACUAGUCACAUGUGGAACAAAGGAACUCGUCCACAAGGAAUCACGAAAAAGGACUCAGUGCCCGCGCCUGGCUCCUCUCUCGCCGCCCUCAAGAAGCGUAUCCUCGAAGACGCCAAGGCUCUGCGCGAGUCCAAUGAUGAUAUUGAGGAAGUCGAGUCAUACGGUAGCAUACUACUUCGACGUGCUCCUGAGAUGGACGGCUAUAAGAACGACCCAUUUGGUCUAUUCCCCACCAUCGAGGGCGAUAUUCAUGUGAAUGUUCCCCAAUUGGUGCAUCACGGCAUUCGAAUGUAUUCGACCGAUCAUAUCGACAUCCUAUCAUUUUGGACUCAUUCAAUUGACCCCCUGACCAUUAUUCCAAGUAUGCUCGUCAUCUCCGAGCACAUUGACCUCCUCAAUGGCUUGUCUCGUGACAGCAGGAGAACAGUCGCCUUACGAUCGAAGUCCUUGUCACUUCUCAAUGAUCAUCUACAGAACCCCGCAAGUAUUGAUGACGACUUGACGAUAAUGACGAUAACGAAGAUGUUGUCCUCGGAGCAAAUCACUUAUGGCGACGGCGUAAAGGUGCAUCAGAGCGCGCUACAGGGCGUAGUAAAUGGGAGAGGUGGUCUACUGGUGAUGCAACAAAAGACACCAUUCAUGGGACCCUAUGUUACAAGUGUUGUUCUCUAUCAUUGUGUGAUACAUGAAAUACAACCAGCACCACACUGGACCAACUUCCCACCACAUCAGUACCGGUUUGCCACCACGAUAGCGCAUCAAGGCGCAAAGCAUGCAGACCUUCAUGGAGAUAGUUCAAGUGCAAGCGUCUAUUCUCCUCACAUGAAGCGUGGACCAAAAAUGGGCUUCAUUGGCCAAUUGGUCGAGCCCUUCGCCGACCCCUCAGAGCUCGUUGAGUUCCUCCCUAUCCGCCAAAGUAAAUACUUCUCCAAACACGCACACGACCUGCUCAUUACCCUCCGAAACACCAUAAACAUUUUUCUUGACCUCUCCGAUGACGCUCGACAGUCCGACGCGCUACAUCGAAAACCAUCCACCAUGGAGGACAUCCAAUCAGACCUCAAAGCUGUCCUCCUCCACACCCAGCUCUUGCCUUCGGCCGCAGAUCUAUCUUCACAGAACCCCGUCGCCGGAGACUGGCUGUAUGAAUGCUGCCGUCUGACCUGCCUCGUCGCAUUCACAUUCAUGUAUCUACGCAUACCCUUCUCACAAUCAAACCACCUUCUCGCCGAGCGCUACUCGUCCGUGCUCCCAACCACAGCCUUUGGCGCUGCGCUGCUACGAACCGAUCUCACCAACCUCUGGAGCGAUAUGUCGGCGAUUCUCACGUUUCUAGUCAUUAUCAUGGCCGCAGCAGCGGCGAAGAUCACGCCUGCGAGUAAAGAGCAUGAUUAUAGAGCGCGCAAGUGGAUCAUCAUGACGUAUAUGCGGUCCUGUAUCACGCUGGGGUUUGAGCCGGGAUGGGCAUUCAAUGGGUUGUUGAGGCUGCUUGUUGAUGUUCAGGCUCAGCUCACAGAGGGCCAAGACGAGUUAUGACGCUCCGGAGGGCGUUGCUUUGGACGUCGAUUUCUGCUGUUACGCAUAGUGAUGCUUUCGAUCUUUGUAUACCCUUCCUUGUUGAUAUCCCAUCCAACCCCUAUCUCACCAUCGCAAGACCUCUUCAUAGCACCCUCGUCGCAAUUGGCUUCCACUCCCCGAUCCCACGAUCCGUCGGCACAAGCCAUACGACACCUCCCUC